AGGCGCGACGCCUGCUACGCCACUCGUCCCGUGACCCCGGCAGGCCGAGUUCUCCCCGCUCGUCGUGGGUGCGUCGCCACGGUUCUUGUAGAAACGUCCGUUCUUCGAUUUCCGGCCGGACGACCUUCGACGAGGAGUGGCCCUCGGUUUUCUUUUUCGUCGAAAGAACCCACCUGCGCUUUCAGGUUCAGAGCCGACGAGCCGGUAAAGCGGCGCCAUGGCUCGCUGUCGCUACCUAGCGGUUCUCCUGUGCCUGGUCACGUGCACCGUCCUGGUCCUGUCGCAGGCGCCGCCUGCUGGCCACGCCCCGAACGACGACGCAGCGGAGGAGGGCCUCCGCUCACUGCAGCAACUGCAGUACGCCGCCGAUCCCAGGAGGUCUCCGGUGGAGCUAGGCCUGAUGGCCGCUGCGGCCGCGGGAGCGCUGCUGCUGCUGCCGCCGCCGUCGUGGGCGCAGGGAGGCGCCGCCGCCGAUCGCGCCGGCCUGGCGAGCCUCAGCGAGUUCGUCAUGACGCGCGUCGACAAAGGGCUCGAGAAGUUCCCCAGCAUCCCCAGCCUGGACCCGCAGGAAUGCAUGAAGCGCAGCGUGUGCGAGGCCCACAACCAGCCGAACAAGUACGGCCUCGUCGGACUGGCACUGCAGCUGCUCUACCCGCCGUACUCCGCGCCGGAGGAGCCCACCGCGGUGGUCUCCAAGUACCAGCUGGCCGCUCGCUACGGGCGCCAGGAGGACGCCGACUGCUCGCGCCAGUACGACGGCUGCAUCGUCUCUCCGCUCGAGAUCGUCCAAACCAUCGUGGGCUACUUCCUGCGGUAGCGGUGACGACCAGGCCUGCAAUUCCGGGAGCCGUGACGUCACGCUGAUGGGCCGACCACCGUCGACGGGUGUCGCGCAUGCAGAACGUCAAUCAUCGUCGGGCUUGGCGAUCGUGUAACGGGACUGCCUCGGGACUGCACUGUCAUCGCGAGCGAUGCAGUAAGAGAGCACUGUCACGCAGCUGCCGCCAAUUUCAGUCCUCGCAGGCCGUGAAGCGUUUACUCCGCAGCCAUUACGGGGCCUUUGGAGUCGGAUGUCCGAGCUGCGCAGAAGGCUGCGCAGUAGCCGAACCAAGGAAAGGGCGCGGUGCGUCUUAAGUGGGCGCCGUGCCUUUCACCGCAUGCGGGUGCUUUAAAAGAAGCGGUAGUUUCGGGUGUUGCGAAAUCGGAUUAACAUCCGGAGGACGCACGAGGGGACUUCCAAGAGGGCUUUUUCAGUUUAGGUAGUUACAGACGGGUGACUAUGCUCAUAUUGUUUGCAUAUGUUUUGCCAAUUUCAGACUCUUGUUCGUAGUAUGACCAAGUUGUGAAAACCAAACGUCAUCGGAGCUCAGCGCUUACGCGCACGGUCCGUAACCUAUUGUCUCCGGCAGUAGUGGGUUUCAGCAGAAUGGCUUCCGUCUACGGACAAAAACGUUGGCAGCUACAGAGCUUUGCAGGACGUGCGCUGUUUGCAAAACUUUACAAAACGGGAUGGGCUCCCGCUAUCCAUCUGACGAGUAAUUCACUUUGCACAAUGGGAAUGGCGCGCUUAACAAACGAGCGUCCCUUGCACAUAUUUUUUACACGUUUAUUCUAAGCGUGACGCAUAAAGACAAAGAUUAAAAUGUCAAACGGCAGUGACGGAUUAUUGCCGCCUCCAAAGCGUCGCUUUGACCAAGUAAAGCAAACACAUUAAACCUACAAUAGAAUCGGCCCCGAAAGAUAGUUGUGCUGUUUUUAAACCGUAAGAGAAAUUAGGUAAUUGCCCCCAUUUUUUUCCUUGGAGUACUGCGAAGGGGCGCAGCAGGCACCCGGCAGAACAUUACCUCCGACACUGCGCUCAGGGUGACCACGUGAGUGAUCCUGCGGCCCUGUAGCGUAAAACUAUUCCAAUCUGUUUUUAUUCCAAUCUCCUGACGUCAAGGUAACCGCCGACGCAAGCAUAGGACGGAAACCCGCCGCGUUGCCUGAACGGCCCAAUUAAACGCUCUCCUCGUUUAGAGGAGGUCCCUUUUAUUUGCUUUCAAAACGAAUAACAUUGCCUACAUUGAGCGAUUUUUGUUAACUGGCUGACAAGAGGGGAGGAGCACGCUCAAGUGGAGAGAUUGGAUGGAGCCGAGCCAACGCAGUGAAAAUCGAUAAUCGCAUGAGCAGGGUGGUGCCGGCGUCUGCGAUUGGUCCGCUUCCCCCUUAGCUUGCAGUGGCCGGUCAAAAAUCGCGACGGCCGUGCAACGAAAGUUUGAGAAUAAAACAGAUCCUCUGCAAUGAAGAGUUGGCAUGUCGCAUACGUGCCCAAAGGGCACGAUAUACUGCCACGUUUAUUAUAGGCAAAUAAAUCCAUGCUCUCCAGUAUAGGUGCUGGUGCCUGAGCGAUUGACGGGCAGCCAUCUUCUAUUCCUUUCGGAACGGGCCAAUCUCCAGCUUUCAGAGAAAAAUUCCGUUUUAUUCGGCAUAAUAAUGCAUCUUGGACGCCUACACGUCAUCUUGACGCGGUGAGUUUUCGCGGUUUUGUUGCGUGACAGAUAGGCGAAGUGGGCGCAGCCCAAAAUCUUUUGACCAAUAGCAGAGGGCUAAUGGCGAAAAAGCAUCGAAUCAGAAAUAAUUAUUUUUCUUUUGUUGGAUCUAUUCAUGCAUAAUCAGUGUGUACACGUCAUAUGAGAUGGGGAGAUAUCGUGGUUUUCGUGACGUUGCGUGACAGACAGCCGAAGUGGGGGUGGCCCGAAUAGCUUUUUUUUUUUUUUUUUACCACCAAUCGUGGAGGGCUGAUUGCAGAAUUGGAAUAAAAAAGUUUGGAGUGGCUUUACGCUAUAGCGCCCCUGAUUACUACGCGUACAUCUUGGAUCCAUUUAAUGUUUGCCCUUAGUGCGGCAUUAAUGAUCGCGCUUUUCAAACAUUUUCCAAGCCGCCAGGAAUAGGAGUCAUUUUACACUUGCAAUAGCGUGACAUCACGACUCCCAGUAUCGCGGCCUCUUGGAGGUGCUGGCCUUGCACCGCCUCCAUGGCUCCUUCGCAAGGAUGCGAUACCCAGCGGGGCACGUCACUGAUGACGCGUAAUCAAGCGAUUGGCACGUGACCGCAGUGACGCUGUCUCGCACCCGAGGCGGCCAUUCGACGACGUAGAACCCUUUGCCUCUCGAGGUGUAAGCUGACUCAGCGUUACGAUGUCGCCGUCUCGUGACUCUGGCAACCUUUAUUCUCUCAUUCAUCCGUCAAUCUCGACCAUUCAACGGCGCCUUUUCUGUGUCACAUCAUCUCUCGGCACGUGUUUAUUCGACCGCGUCAUCGAAUGCGGACGCUUGGCAGCGAAGCAGUCACCAACAGUGCUCUCGUACACAUCGUGUUCAUCAUCUGGGACCUCAUCGUAAUUUAUUAAACGACCAAUGCAUGGAUGGGCGGCUUCUGGGGGAAGAAUAAAGCACGCACAAGCGA
Messenger RNA from Dermacentor andersoni, 3447 nucleotides. RefSeq lists its product as uncharacterized. The record is from RefSeq and is a predicted model, not a curated record. NCBI's taxonomy places the organism in Eukaryota, Metazoa, Arthropoda, Arachnida, Ixodida, Ixodidae.